AUGUUCUACAGCUGUACCGUAGUGGUUGUUCAGGAGGCCACCUGCGAGUUAAUCCACUGUCGUGACGAUGUCGAGGACUGGUGCCGCAAAUGUACAAGUUGUGCGGCUGUAAAGGGACCUCAAAUUCGUAGUAGAGGCGCAUUGAAAUUGUACAAUGUUGGUGCACCAUGGGAGAGGAUAGCCAUUGACGUUGCGGGGCCGUUUGCGGAAAGUGAAAGUGGUAACAAGUAUUUCAUGGUUGUGAUGGAUUACUUCACUAAGUGGCCAGAAGUCUUCGCCAUUCCAAAUCAAGCAGCUUCAACAGUUGCAGAUAAACUAGUUCAUGAAGUCUUCUGUCGUUUUGGAGUACCCUUAGAGAUUCACAGCGAUCAAGGAUUUUGA
Parnassius mnemosyne (clouded apollo) is the source of this 381-nucleotide messenger RNA. The record is from the annotation of a GenBank genome assembly. NCBI's taxonomy places the organism in Eukaryota, Metazoa, Arthropoda, Insecta, Lepidoptera, Papilionidae.